AUGAGUUGGCGUACUAGGAAGGCGUCCGGCAAUGUUCAGUGCAUUUCACAUGAUGAAAGUAUAACAUUCGAUUGCUUAAGUGCGGAUGCCCAAAAUACCGUUUUCUGCUUUUUGGGUUCCACAGAAGUUGAUAGCAAAGAUAUUGAUAAUAUUGGAGCUGUUCGUCAGUUAUGUGGCAGUCGACGUCGAAGCUUAGUGUUUUGUCGAGCAUGUGGCCUUUUCAGAUUUGGUAGAUGGCUUACUCCUAAGGAAAAGCGUACGAAGCAGUGGGUUGCCAAUUCAUUCUUUUGGCAACACACCACUGGCAGAUUAUGUGAAAAGAAAAAUUGGCUUUUAUACAAGUUGUCGAGUUUGAAAUGGACACGAACGUUCGAGUUGGUAGUAAUGGUCAGCGAUGAAGGUGCUUUGAAAUUUAAUUUUUUUAUAAAAGAUAGUGCGGUUAGUCAUGAAAGUGAUAUUUAUAAUGUGAAUGAUUCAGUCGAUGUCAAAACUGUUAUCGCGACGUUUUUUCCUCGCUUGGUACGGGCUCCUAUUUCUUCAGCAGCACUUGCAAUAAAGAUGAAAGAGAAUAUUGACGGAUUUUUCGAAAGUGUAAAGCGCGAACCUGUAAAAAAUUGGAGGAUUUCUACUGGAAAUAUUGUUGCGGUACUACGACCUUAUCAAGAAGAUGCAAUACGCUUUAUGAUUUCACGUGAAGAUCCUAAUCAACAGACCGUAUUUGGGGUAGAAGAUGAUUUUGUUGAAUUGCCAACUACACCACGAAUUCUGUAUUCACCAGUUACUGGGUUUAUGUCACGACAGUUACAUAAACCAUCAUUCGGCAAAUGUCCUCCAGGUAUUUUUGGAUAUUUACUUGAAAAAACAGGUCGAGGCUAUAUUAUCAAAGUAAACAUGCUUUUUUUUGAUUACAAGCUGAAUUCUACAGUAAUCAUUUCGAUCCUAAAAUAA
Molecule: messenger RNA, 948 nt
Organism: Cercopithifilaria johnstoni
Lineage: Eukaryota; Metazoa; Nematoda; Chromadorea; Rhabditida; Onchocercidae
Source: the annotation of a GenBank genome assembly